Molecule: messenger RNA, 4304 nt
Organism: Phyllopteryx taeniolatus (common seadragon)
Lineage: Eukaryota; Metazoa; Chordata; Actinopteri; Syngnathiformes; Syngnathidae
Gene: gtf2ird1
Product: GTF2I repeat domain containing 1
Exons: 26
Coding region: 252-3260 (1002 amino acids)
Cellular component (GO): nucleus
Molecular function (GO): DNA-binding transcription factor activity
Source: RefSeq, a predicted model, not a curated record
CAAAGACCGAGAGGUGGGUGCGAAAAGGACACUACUCCAACUACUGCUGUGGAGGAAGAAAAAACAAAACAAGAGAGAGAGAGAGGAGGGGAUAUAAAGAUUGAGAUUGGGAUUACGGCCAUUUUUUAUUUAUUUUUUUGCCAAACUGCGGUGAGCGACGUUUGUGCGUUUUUUUAAACGAUGGAUUAAAGAAACCUAUUCCGGGAUUGACAGCAAGCGACCAAGUGGAUUUAAUCGCGAAUUAAGAGGCCAUGUCUCAGAUGAGGAAGCUGGUAUGCGAGGGCGUGCGGCCCACAUCCCGCUGCGAUCCUCCGGUUCCAUCGCUGUCGGCCAGACAGGAGAUCCUCACCAGCCUGGUGUCGGCCCUGGACUCUGUGUGCAUGGCCAUGUCCAAGCUGAACGCCGAGGUAGCCUGCGUCACAGUACACGAGGACAGCGUCAUCGCAGUCGGCACGGAAAAGGGACGAAUUUUCCUCAACUCCAGGAGGGAAAUCCAGACCGACUUCUACAAGUUUUGCCGGGCGCCGUCGUGCCUGCCCAAUGCGACCACCACCAAAGAUCAGGAUGUGGAUCUGGGCAAGGCGGGAAAAGAAGGCGAGCAUGUGAAAAUGGGCAGAGCACCCCCGCUACCACUGCCACCGCCGCUGCCAGACGCACAGUCCGUCUUUGUCCUGAGGAAGAUGGUGGACGAGGUCUUCACCGUUCUCUAUAGUGAAGCGGCUGGAAAGAGCACCCUGGUCCCUGUGCCUUACGAGUGGAUUCAGAAGGACCCCACUUGCCUUGUGGCCCACGGCCUACCCGAGGGCGUCUCCUUGAGGAAGCCGUCCGAGUACGAUUCCAAGACGCUCAUUAAGAUUCUGGAGCAAAGCCACCGGAUACAUUUCACCGUCACAAGGCCGACGGAAGACUUGUCUCGCGAAGCCAAGUCAGCGAGCGUGGAGCUGGGCCAUCACAGCUCUUCUGGCGGCCCCGUGGCUCAGGGCGGCCCCGGCCCAGUCAAGACUACUGCCCAGGUAGUCACACCGUCAAGUCCCGCCACUUCCGCCAACUCUGUUCUCUCAAACUUCCUGUACGGCAUGCCCAUGUCCUCCAAACCCCACCCAGAUGGCACGCUGGACUUCAAACCCACGUCGCUCCUAAGCCAGGGCAAGGACCGACUAGCCAACUGGACAGACAAGGGCACGUGCGGGAAGGAUGCUGGUAGCAAUGAUGAGACAACAAGACUACCUAGUGAGCAGGGUCAGACACCUGCGAGUAUCCACAUAUCCAAAAGGCUACUCUUCUCCAUCGUGCAUGAAAAAUCAGAAAAAUGGGACUCGUUCAUCCGGGAGACGGAGGACAUAAACACGCUGAGGGAAUGCGUCCAGAUCCUGUUCAACAGCAGAUAUGCCGAGGCCUUGGGUCUGGACCACAUGGUGCCAGUGCCAUACCGCAAGAUUGCGUGUGACCCGGGCGCGGUGGAGAUCCUGGGCAUCCCGGACCAGAUCCCCUUCAAGCGUCCGUGCACCUACGGGGUCCCCAAACUCAAACGGAUCCUGGACGAGCGACACUCCAUCCGAUUUGUGGUCAGACGGAUGUUUGACGAAAAGAUUUUCACAGCUGCUGGCAAGAUGUCGCGGGAGGAAGGCAAGAUGGACACAGGUUCCACUGCCCCCGAAGACGUUUUCCCAGAGAACCUGAGCCUCACGCCAGCCCUCUCAACCGCCACGAGCACGAGUGCGUGCGUGAGUCCUUUGGCGGAGUGUGAAGCAGGUCCUUCGGUAGAUUGCAUCCCUGUGAAGAGGAUUAAAACGGAGCCUCCGGAUGGGGACAUCAUUCAAGUUACGGUGCCGGAAGCUAGCUCCAGCGUGGAGGAACCCAGCGAGCCAGCGUCUGAGUCCGCCUCCGCCCCCUCGUGUCAGGCCACGUCCUCUCCUUCCGGCCCCUCGGCUGCCUCUGCCCUCCACCUCCCGGCGGAGAACCACGCAGCUGGUGAAGCGUUGUCGUCCAAAGCAGCAGGCCAGAGCAUCCGAAGACCCUCUGAAGCUGGUAGCCUGGUGGAGGACAUUGGUGAAAUGAUUCUUCAGCUACGCAGACAAGUGGAAAACUUAUUCAGUAUCAAGUACGCUGAAGCUUUGGGCCUUCCCGAGCCGGCCAAGGUGCCCUACUCCAAGUUCCAGAUGUACCCAGAGGACCUGUUCGUCACCGGGUUGCCCGAGGGCAUCGCCCUGCGGCGGCCCAACUGCUUCGGGGCGGCCAAGUUGCGAAAGAUCCUGGCCGCCGGCAGCCACAUCCAGUUCGUCAUCAAAACGCCCAAGCUGCUGAGCGAACAAGUCAAACAAGAGAUGCCUUCCGUCUGCGACUCAGAGCUGGACGGCAAGGACGUGACGCCUUUGACAGAGGACGCUGCUGCGUUGUCAAAAAGACCCACUUUCUCAGAGUGCCUGGAGUCCAAGCUGUCCAGGAUCGACCUGGCCAACACAUUGCGGGAGCAGGUCCAGGACCUGUUCAACAGAAAGUACGGCGAGGCGCUGGGCAUCAAGUACCCGGUGCAAGUGCCUUACAAGCGCAUCAAGAACAACCCGGACUCGGUCAUCAUCGAGGGACUCCCACCUGGCAUCCCCUUCCGGAAGCCCUGCACCUUCGGCUCCCAGAACCUGGAGCGGAUCCUGGCUGUCGCCGACAAAAUCAACUUCACUAUCACCAGACCUUUCCAAGGCCUCAUUCCAAAGCCUGCACCUCGCCGGGUAACUUUACUCAAGAAGGCGUAUGCUACCAUAAGCGACGACGACGACGUCAACCGAGUCGGGGAGAAGGUGGUCCUCCGUGAGCAGGUCAAGGAGCUGUUUAACAAGAAAUACGGUGAGGCUCUGGGGCUGGAUCGCGCCGUGGCUGUGCCAUACAAGCUGAUCCGUGGCAGCCCCGAGUGCGUGGAGGUGGACGGGCUCCCCGACGACGUGCCCUUCCGGAACCCGGGUGCCUAUGACGCCGGCUGCCUGGAGAGGAUCCUCCAUGCCAAAGACAAAAUCAGCUUCAGCGUCAAGAGCCAUCUACAGCCUUUUUCCGAACUGUGUAGUCAGCCAUGCAACACAGUGUUAGCGUCCGAAGCCUCGACAAGUCGACGGAAGCGCAAGCGAGUUCAGGAGAGCCAUAGAGGCCCCGCCCCCUCCUCCUCAGAGCUGGCCCCGUCGGGUAAUCAGAUUCCAGUCAUGCAGUGGCCCAUGUACAUGGUGGACUACAGUGGAGUCAACAUGCAAGUACCAGGAAAAGUCAACUACUGAAGGGAGUUAAGAGCCACAAAAUGGCGAUGAUGAUCAUUGUUUUUUUUGUUUGUUUGCUAACAUUAGCACUAAAAGUCACAUUGUAUGUGCGUGUGAGCGAUUAGCAUCCACGCCAACGUUAUUACUGACACUAUGUCACAGUGACGUCAUAUGCUAAGGUUUGUACCUUUUUUUUAUUUAUUCUAUUUAUUGAACUGUAACAACGCCAUGUGCAGGGAUGCUAACUAAAACACUAACACUUAGUGGGGGCCACAUACUCCGGAUGGAUUAAACAAAAAAACAAAAAACUAAUCCAGCAGUCUAGGUCUUAAUUGCAGUCACAUCUGUCAAUAUCCUCAUUCCAGCUCACCGGUAUCAACUAAUGUAGUUACCUGGCUAGCGAGACAAGAUUGGGAUCUACGUCUUCAUUCCGGCAAACUAGUUGGUGGCUAGCUACCAGGAGAAGUUACGAUAGCCAUCUACAGUUUGACUCAAACUGACCACUUGGCGGCUAGCUAGCCUAGCUACAGUGAUGCUAACUAGCGCGAGAAGUCAAUGCAGCAGUCUACAGCUUCAAACUAGGUAGAAAGUGAAGCUAACCCAGCUGUUGACUUCCUAGUACAAGACGCUAACUAGUUAUUUUUUUGUCUCCAUGACAAGCGUAUGGACACCCCUCACAGGAGCUUGAGUUCAACACCUAGCCUUUGUACGUUAGCACAUAUAUUGAAAGCCGUUGGAAAAUUUAUUGGAUAUCCUGCUCAUGGACAUUUUGCACACUAGUAGAACUUAGAAAAUUCUAGUAGUAGCAUGUCAACUAGUGGAAGAGCGUAUUACUCCAUGAACCAGUAAGUCUGGAUAUCAAAUAAAUGCUGAAAAUGGCUUUGCAUAUACUUUAACAUAUUAUGUACCAUAGUAUUAUGUGGCUAAAACAAGUCAGUCUGAAUGUAUCAAGCAGGGUCUGUCCCUGACUUAAAGAGUAAAGAAUGCUAUGAUGACUAACCCCCAUGUAAACAUGCUGUACCUUAACGCCAAUUAGGCCUUUCCAAAUAAAAUGUGUUGCCUUGC